Messenger RNA from Paraglomus occultum, 966 nucleotides. The record is from the annotation of a GenBank genome assembly. NCBI's taxonomy places the organism in Eukaryota, Fungi, Glomeromycota, Glomeromycetes, Paraglomerales, Paraglomeraceae.
AUGGAAGGAAAAUGGUUAGCUAACCUUAACGAAUUAGCAAAAAAUGAAGAAACCGCAGAGCACGAAUAUCAUGCAUCGCUAAAUAAAGAUGUAAGGAAAGAGAAGAUGAUAUACUCCAGCUACCUGUUAGAAUCAUGGAAAUCCAAGCACCAAAUCGACAGAGAGGAAGAAGCGACGUCAACUAAAAGGCGAAAAGAUUUAACAAAUGUAUCGCUUGAAGAUGAUGGCAAAAGUAAUACUACCAACGUUGCGUAUUCCGGAAAGAGUAUGGAUGAUCUUCUUCCUGGCGACCAAGCACAUUCAAAAAAACCUCUCAUAGAAUCAAAUCGGAAUGAUGGUUUGCGUAUACCAUCAUCUGCUCCGUCUUCUAAAAUUAAUUGCAAAGAUGUCGAGCCUGAAUAUUACGAUGCCAAGAAACGAACAAAAAUUAUUUAUUCGUGGGAAGAUGCAAUUGACAAGAUUGAUUUUAGAAAUACUUCAAAGAAGGACGUGAGUAAAUAUGGAUUUUUGAAAGUUACAAUCAUUCCAAUGAGUUCCGUGAUUUACGAUUCAACAGAUCAAGGAAAAACCGCAUUUGUUAUUAAUAUAGUUGAGAAAUCCGUGACUAAUUUGCCACAAUUGCCUUCUAUAAUAUUGACACAAAAUCAAUCAAAUAAUUCAAAGCAAUUCUCAAACAUUGUUGAAGUCAAGAAAGAGUUACCUGAAUCCUUAAUUUUUUUAUCUUCAGAAUAUCUCAUCAAAAACGAAUCUGAUAUAGAUACUCUUAUCAUUAUUUUACAACAAAAAUUCCAAAUGUCGAAAGAAAAACUGGAACAAUGGCGAGCCAAGAUUGCUUUUGAAAUGCGGGAUAAUCAAAAUUAUUGGAAAAAAGAGCGCGAGAGUAUGGAUGAGGUUGCUUUCUUGGAAUAUAAGCGAAAUUUCGAGGCUAAAAUGAAAGUUCCUACUACUCCGCACAAAAAGAAUUGA